Messenger RNA from Doryrhamphus excisus (bluestripe pipefish), 2706 nucleotides. RefSeq names its product iroquois homeobox 2a (gene irx2a). Lineage: Eukaryota; Metazoa; Chordata; Actinopteri; Syngnathiformes; Syngnathidae. Gene Ontology annotation, cellular component: nucleus. Gene Ontology annotation, molecular function: DNA-binding transcription factor activity, RNA polymerase II-specific; RNA polymerase II cis-regulatory region sequence-specific DNA binding. Gene Ontology annotation, biological process: cell development; regulation of transcription by RNA polymerase II; neuron differentiation. The record is from RefSeq and is a predicted model, not a curated record.
ACACCGGACGCUAGGGGAUCAAGACGCACGCCGCCCUGCCUCGAUGUGGGCUCUUUGACAAUCCCGACGCCGUUUCGCCAGUCAGGAGGUUUCGGAGGGAGGACUUUUUUUUUUAAUUCCACCGUUUGAUGUGACUGUUUGCAUCGCCGAUUAUCGAGUCAAUUGUUUUGGCUUUUGUCGCCCACCGCCCUGCGCGCAUUUCCCCCCUUCCCUUGUGCGCAUUUCCCCCUCCUUCCUGGCUCGGAUCGGCGAUCUACCUCCGCCGGCCCCCAUGUCCUAUCCUCAGGGUUACCUCUACCAGCCGCCGGGCUCGCUGGCUCUUUAUUCGUGUCCGGCUUACGGGGCCUCGGCUCUGGCCGCCCCUCGGAAUGAAGAUCUGGCCAGGUCGUCGUCCGGCUCCGCCUUCAGCCCCUAUCCCGGGUCGGCCGCCUUCUCCGCCUCGGCCGGUGCCGGCUUCUCCAGCCCGCUGUCAUACUCCACGGACCCGGCCGCCGGGUUCCCACCGUACAUGAGCUCCCCCUACGACGCGCACACGGCGGGCAUGGCCGGGGCCUUGAGCUACCAUCCGUACGGGAGUCCGGGGUAUCCGUACCAGCUCAACGACCCGGCUUACCGCAAGAACGCCACCAGGGACGCCACGGCCACCCUGAAGGCCUGGCUGCAGGAGCACCGGAAGAACCCCUACCCGACCAAAGGGGAGAAGAUCAUGCUGGCCAUCAUCACCAAGAUGACCCUGACCCAGGUCUCCACCUGGUUCGCCAACGCCAGGAGGAGGCUGAAGAAGGAGAACAAGAUGACUUGGGCUCCCAGGAAUAAGAGCGAGGAUGAAGAUGAGGAGGAUGGGGAUGGAGAGAGGAAGGACGUGGAGCGAUCGGGGAAGAACCUGGACAACAGCGAGGCUUCGGCGGAGGACGAAGGCAUCAGUCUGCACGUCGACACCCUGACGGACCACUCAUGUUCGGCGGAGUCCGACGUGGAGAAGGUUCUCUGUCGGGGGGGCGACCCGGGUUCGGAUCACGCCGGGGACAAAUGUGACGAGGACGCCGAGGAGCGGAACCACGCCCCCCGCUUCCAGCUCUCCCCCAAACCAGUCACGUCGUCCCCUCUGAUGGGGGUCGAAGCGCCGGUUUUCGCCCACCAGCACCACCACCACCACCUCCAUCACCUCCAGCAGCUCCAGCGGGAGGACUUAGCUCGGAGCCUCGGCAUUAACAAGCCUUGCCCGGAUAGCAGGCCGACCACCGGGGCUGGGUCCCAGACCCCCAAACCCAAACUGUGGUCGCUGGCGGAGAUCGCUACCUCAGACCCAAAGCAGCAACCGGGCCAGCCCGGCUGCCCCUCCUCUUCCUCCUCUUCCUCCUCCAGCGGGGGGCUCCUCACCCCCCCGACGUCCUCCGCGGCCUCUCCGUCUGCCACCCCGCCCUCCCUCUACCCGCCCCCCUCCCUCAUCGGAAGGCCUAUUUAUUACACGUCCCCUUUUUAUAGCAACUACACGAACUACGGCAACUUCAGCCCCCUGCAGGGCCAAAGCAUACUACGCUACUCCAGUUCUUCCGGGGUGAGCCUGGCAGCAGCGGCCGCCGCCGCAGCUGCAGCCGCCGCGGCGGCCAACGAGGGUCUGGCCCCGCAUCAUGGCCCGGAGGCCGGCACGCAGCCCAAACAACACAGGCCCGACUCCCCCCUGACGAAAAUGAACGCAAGCCCGGCCGGCGGGGAGCAGCAGCAGCAUUUCAGGCAUGCGCAUUUAGAAGCAAAGAAGGGCACAUAGAACCCACGGUCAGCCCACGGAGUCGGAAGGCACCACUUGGUUAUUAUCGCCGCAUAGAAUGUGCAAGUGCAAAUAGCGCAUCUCUCACUUUAGGUUCAUUGUAAUUAUCCAGGGUAAGCCAACAAUGCGUACUGCACAUGCGUACUCCUGCUGUAUCAGUGAGGAUGUACUAGGAUGGACUUUGGGAUUGAAUAUGCACUCUGUUUUGUACUUGAUGCUUGGAGUGGACUUUUUAUUUCCGUCAUCUGCAGGUAGGGGUCACACUUGCUUUGAGUACAAAGGCAGCCUGGCCCCCACCUUUGGUGUUUGGACCCCAUCACCUUUCCACCUUAAAGGGAUCCAGUGCCACCGCAGCCCAAUGAAGGCCGACCGCCCCGUCCCGCUUAUUCCAAGUGUGUGACACUUUAAAAGACAUGCGUACUUUAUAUCUUGGUUUCUCCUCCCGCAUAUGUGAUUGAUAUUAUUCCUCAGGUUCCUAUGAGUUAUUCAUUUGUCCCACUAUGUCAUUUCAGUCUACAUCUAUGUGUGGAAACUGCCUUUUUUAUGGUAUUUUUGGAGACGAGGGGGGGCGUCAAUGCAGUGAAUGAGCCUGAAGAGAACCUGUGAGGACUUCAAAGUUGAAUAGCCUACAUUUGAUAUUUAUUUUUUUAAAUGACGGCAGAAUGAUGCCUGUAAUUUAUGCAAGUUGUAUUGCAGAAACAGAAAAAGGAAAACUGACAUCUGAUGUCUGUUUUUGUAAAUAUAUAAAUAUAUAUAGUCAUGGUUUUUAUUGGAAUUUGGGAAAAGCGACACAAUCUUGCUACUGCUCCUGCUAAUUUAUAUCUUUGAAUGUAAAUAGAAAUGGAAACAAGCGCUGGUAUGGAUGUGCUGUAUAGGCUUGAUACCCUUGAUACCAUAUCAUGAUAUCAGCUACUCAAAGGAGAAAAUAUUAAACUGUU